Messenger RNA from Juglans microcarpa x Juglans regia, 456 nucleotides. RefSeq lists its product as uncharacterized. The transcript is spliced from 2 exons. The record is from RefSeq and is a predicted model, not a curated record. Bases 1 to 456 code for a protein of 151 amino acids. NCBI's taxonomy places the organism in Eukaryota, Viridiplantae, Streptophyta, Magnoliopsida, Fagales, Juglandaceae.
AUGAAAGGUGUUAAGCAAUUUGAUAAGAAUAGGAAACUGAGCCAGAGGUAUGUUGGCCCUUUCCAGAUUCUGGAAAAGAUUGGAACUGUCGCUUAUAGAAUUGCCUUGCCAGACUAUUUUGGAGAAUUUCAUGAUGUUUUCCAUGUGUCAUCACUAAAGAAGAGCUUUGGACAACAAGAGCCACUUUUCUUUGACCCAAAAAGCGUUCAACUUCAGCCUAACCUCACUUAUGAAGUUGUACCGACUCAAAUCAUGGACAGAAAGGAACAACAAUUGAGAUCCAAGACGAUACCUUUAGUUAUGCAUGUAUGUUCACCAAGUUAUGCAGAUUUGCAUAUCAUGGAUUUGGUUUAUGAAUUCCACUUCUGGCCAUGGUUUGCAUCUAAUGUUGCAAUGGUGGUACCUGCAAUCUUGUUUCAGCAACAAUCUGUGAAGAGGGAGCUGUCUGAGUAUUAG